AGAAGAAGGAGGAGGAGGAGGAGUUCCCCCUGUGAGUGCCGAAGCCCUCUACUCUGCAUUCCGGCGGAGCGCACAGGCACACACCGGCCGCACCGAGUCCCGGGCCGAAAGACUUGUUGUAAAAACUCAAAGUGACAAACGGGAGGAAAAAAGUUGCUCCGCGAGCGUUUUCUAUAGUUAUUCCCGACUUCCUGUUGGCGUUGUUUCUUCUUUUACGGUUGUGGAAUGGUUUACGUUUCUUCUGAGAGCUGUGUAAACUGUGAGAAAAGGUUGUUUAUGUCCUCUUAUUAAGGUACAAGCCUUAAAAUACCCCCAUCGCUGUAACUCCAAACUGCCGGUGCACCAUGGUGAUCAUGACAGAGAGCAGCCGGGGCGCUCAGUCCAGCCCUGCCCAGGGAAGACCCCUGCAGGUCGGCUUCUACGAGAUCAUCCGCACCCUGGGGAAGGGAAACUUUGCGGUGGUGAAGCUGGCCAAACAUAAAGUCACCAAAACACAGGUGGCUAUUAAGAUUAUCGACAAGACCAGACUGAACCCCUCCAACCUGGAGAAAAUUUACAGAGAGGUGCAGAUUAUGAAGCUGCUAAACCACCCCCAUAUCAUCAAACUCUACCAGGUCAUGGAGACCAAAGACAUGCUGUAUAUUGUGACAGAGUAUGCAAAGAACGGAGAAAUGUUUGACCACCUGACCUCAAAUGGCCGCAUGAGUGAAGAUGAGGCACGGAAGAAGUUUUGGCAGAUUCUGACAGCCGUGGACUACUGCCACAGACACCACAUCGUUCACCGUGACUUAAAAACCGAGAACCUGUUGCUGGAUGCCAAUAUGAACAUCAAACUGGCUGACUUUGGAUUCGGAAACUUCUACAAUGCAGGGGAGCCUCUGUCUACAUGGUGUGGCAGCCCGCCUUACGCUGCCCCUGAAGUGUUUGAAGGGAAAGAGUAUGAGGGGCCUCAGCUGGACAUUUGGAGCCUUGGUGUGGUGCUUUAUGUCCUCGUCUGCGGCUCUCUUCCAUUUGAUGGACCCAGUCUUCCUGCACUCAGACAGAGAGUCACAGAGGGACGAUUUAGAAUCCCUUUCUUCAUGUCUCAAGACUGUGAAAACCUGAUCCGUAAGAUGCUGGUGGUGGACCCAGCCAGGAGGAUCAGCGUGGCCCAGAUCAAGCAGCACCGCUGGAUGCUGGCGGACCCGACAGCCGCCCACCAGACCCUCAGCCACUCCCUGACAGAGUACAACUCCAACCUGGGGGACUACAGUGAACCAGUGCUGGGCAUCAUGAACACACUGGGCAUCGACCGCCAGAAGACUAUCGAGUCUCUACAGAGCAGCAGCUACAAUCACUUCUCUGCUAUCUACUACCUGCUGCUGGAGAGAGUCAGAGAGCAUCGCACUCAGCAGCUGAGCCGCCAGUGUGGGACCUGGAGCCAGAGACCCAGGAGCACCUCCGACUCCACCGGCCCAGAGGUGAUCAUGGAGUCAGCUGACAGCUUCAGAAGCACAGCAUUUUCACUUCCAGCCAAAAGCACUCCUCCAGUGUACCCGGAAAUGGAGUUUGACCAAGGUGGAUUGUUUCAGCGUGUGGUGUUUCCAGUGGAGGCCAGCCUGAACAGACUGCUCUGGAACCGCUCCAUUUCACCCAACAGCCUGCUGGAGACGAGCAUCAGCGAAGAGGUGCGACCCAGAGACCUGGAGGAGGAGGAGGCAACACAAUCUCUCGGGCCUCUGCUCCCCCCCACCACCACGUCCCGCAGACACACUCUGGCUGAGGUGUCGGCCCGUUUCCACCAGUGCAACCCUCCAUGUAUUGUGGUCAGUCCCUCAGAUGGUGCCUCGUCUGACAGCUGUCUGAAAUCCUCAUCCAGUCCAGCCCCAGCUCUGCAGGCUGCUAUGGGUGACAUGUCAACACUGCUGGCCUCUGGGGCUGAAAGCGGAGCUCUGCUGCCGGCCGGAGUUCCCCUGACCCUCUCCUCCCACCUCCUGCCUCAGGCCCAGGGCAGCCUGCCUGCUGCUAGCUUCCAAGAGGGUCGCAGAGCGUCUGACACCUCCCUCACACAAGGCCUCAAAGCUUUCCGUCAGCAGCUGAGGAAAAACACACGCACUAAAGGGCUUCUGGGAUUAAAUAAGAUCAAGGGUCUGACGAGGCAGGUUGUUCCCCCACCCUCCUGUAACCGCGGCAGCCGGGGGUCACUGGGUCCAACUCUCUCUGAGCACCGCAGCAUGCUGGAGGAGGUGCUGCACCAGCAAAGGAUGCUUCAGAUCCAGCACCAACCCCAGCCUCAGGUCCAAGCCUCUCAAACUGGACCUCCCCAGAAUCCCCUGCUCUUUCUGGCCCAGCAGCAGUCACCCUCUCCUCCACCUACUACCGUGUUUGCUUCCUCCUCCAUGUUUGACACCCCCGCCCCCUCUGCCCUUUCUUCUCAGCAAGCUUCAGUGGGUCUACAGCACGGCCCCUGGAAACAAACCCUGGAGACUUCCUCCUCUGGCUGCUCCUCAUCCUCCUCAUCCUGCUACUCUUCCUCUAUGUCCCCCGUGGCCUCCGCUGCUUACCUUCUCGAGGCUCGUCUGCACAUCAGCCAGCAAACCCACCCUCACCCCCACAUCGGCCUCCAGCAGCAACCCCAGUCUGCAACACAUGGCACCUUCCCUGUCAUGUCGAAGCCAGCGAUGUGGAACAUGGGCUCGGCCUCCAGCACAGGCCCUGACAUGCAGGAGCUGGGUCUGGCCGCACAGCAGCAGCAGCUCAGUAGCUGUGUGAUGGUGAAAUAAAACAUCAAGGCCAGCGAUUAUUCUCUCUGUGGAAGAAAAAAAAAUCCUCUCUUGAUGUUGAGCCGAGAAGAAAACAGAGCUGGAGUGAGGAGAACGAACAAAAAGCAGAUGCAAGCGACAAACAGACACUUUAUUUAACAACAUGCGGUACACAUGUGAGAAUGUGUCCACAGGUGUAUGUUGUGUUUGAUAUCAUAUAAGCUAAAGACUAAGCAAUAACCAAACUCUGGACAAGGCGUUAAACUCUUAUCUGAAAGCCAGAGAAGCAAUAAUAGACUGAAAGACUCAUUCAGCUCCCUGAUGGACUCACUUGAAUGAAAUGAGAGCUGACACUAGCCGAUACAGUUAUCUCUCACGUGUUUCGAUGCUGUCUCAGUUAACUUUUUGAUUAUACUGAACAGAGGAAGGCUCUGGCUUCCUCAUUCUUUUUUUAGACACUUUUUGUGUCAUUUCCUGUUCUCAAUGUUUUCCACUUGACUGGACAGAAGACCAAAAUUCUCUCUUUUUUUUCCCACUUUGUUCGCCUUUCUGAAGAGACAUUUCUCUGUAGCAGUGCAAUGAACAUACAGUAUAGUGCCCUAAGCUUCACUGAAGGAGUUGAUUUGUAUUGAAACUGUGAUUUUUAUUUUUAUUUUUUUUUCUGUGCAAGAUUAUUAUUAUAGCUACGCAAAUGCUGCUUUUACCUCAAGCCGCAAAUAGACUGCUACGUCCUCAUCAGCCAAAACUGAAGGAACAUGGUGUCUCGCUGAUUGAGUCAAGCACAACAGGUACAUCAGUCAGCUCGGUAGCACCUUACAUACGUGGAUCCCUCCGUUUGAUAAGCACCUUCUUGUUAUAGAUGCUUUUACUACCUCCACAGGCAAGAAUUUGGAAACCUGUAACAAAAAAAAUCCCCUAACAAAAAGUCGUCAGUCACAGAUUAUCAGAGGAUUUUCACACGGACAGAACAAAGACUGUGGGAACAGUGCAAUAUUUCACAUUGAAAUACAAAGGAAGAACGGGGCUCUACAUAGGAUGGUCAAAAUGUACAUUUGCCUGAGGUUUUUUUGUGAUAUUACUUUUAAUAUGUCUGUUUGCUGUGCUAGCUAGCUGACUAGAACAGGUACUAGUUCUGUAACAUAAUAACAUGAAACUGUAGAAAACGAGCGGAAAGGCAUUUCAAAGUGCUGUUUCUCCACACAGCAUGCUUGUAGUUCUUUAAAUGAAAGGAAGAAUUUGGGUUUUACCAAAGAGCGAAACAGCACAAGAGAUGGGUGAUCUAUCACAGAUACACACUACUGACUUUUCACUUUGAAUGCUGUCUCAAAAUGUAGCACGGUGGUCAGCAAGCAUAUUUCACAUGAUCUCAUGAGCUUCUGCCGUGAGACAAAACUCCCGCUGCCACCAAAUCCCGAUGCUACACGUGUUGUUAAUAUCUCUAGCUUUUACUAUCAGGACCAUGGUGGUAUUCAUUUUUGUACUUUUCUAGAAAAGAAGAAAAAAGAAAACAAAAAAAAAAAAAAUUCAGAACAUAGCAAUACCAUUUUGUGCUGGAAGUUGAACUCUCUUCAGUUGUCCAUAAGUGGCUAGAAAUAGAAAUGAUCUGCAACAAGCUGAUUUAUUCGUGCAGUCAGACAACGUAUUAGAAAGCUGCAAGAGAUGUGUACUAUUGUAGUUAGUCCUCUCAUAUCUGUGAAACAACUCGUAGAAGAGCAGUGUUUUUCCAAACCCAGUUCUGCGUUGGAAACUUGCAGUGUUGAUAUUUCUAUCCAAACAGUUUUUGGUUGAUUGCACUCACUACCAACACUUGUGCCUUUGAACAAACCCGCGAUCAGAGGUCUCCAUCUCCGAUCGCUACACUGAAGAAAGAAAGAUGAACUGCUCCAUUACUGGCCCUUUUGAUAUCUUCUCUGACCUCUCUCUCGUCUCUAAAUCUGACCUUUGAACUUGCUGCGAAAACAGAAGAAAGAAUUGCACUUUAUUAUUUUAUUUUUUGUUUCUCAUGAUGAAAAAAACUUCACAAAAUUAUUAUUGAAACACUAAGACUCUCGAUGCAAAUCUCUAAGAUUACCCUUUUUGAUAAACUUUGGAUAAUAAGAAGUAUUUCAUUUUCUUUUCUUCUGAUUUGUUACUUGACUGUGUGAGCAUGUGCAUGUCUGUGUGUGUGAGAGUGCGUGUGUGAGUGUGUGUGGAGGGAGGAAGAGACGUUAAAGGAGAGAGAAUGUUAGUUCAAGAAAGAUUGUUUAUUUAUGUGGCUAUUUAUUUAAAUAAAGUUCACUUCCUAAA
Epinephelus moara (kelp grouper) is the source of this 5027-nucleotide messenger RNA. It is a transcript of the gene sik1, whose product is annotated as salt-inducible kinase 1. Gene Ontology annotation, cellular component: cytoplasm. Gene Ontology annotation, biological process: intracellular signal transduction; protein phosphorylation; microtubule cytoskeleton organization. NCBI's taxonomy places the organism in Eukaryota, Metazoa, Chordata, Actinopteri, Perciformes, Serranidae. The coding region runs from base 345 to 2762 and encodes 805 amino acids. The record is from RefSeq and is a predicted model, not a curated record. The transcript is spliced from 14 exons. Gene Ontology annotation, molecular function: protein serine/threonine kinase activity; tau-protein kinase activity; ATP binding.